Messenger RNA from Python bivittatus (Burmese python), 379 nucleotides. The record is from RefSeq and is a predicted model, not a curated record. NCBI's taxonomy places the organism in Eukaryota, Metazoa, Chordata, Lepidosauria, Squamata, Pythonidae.
UCCUUCCGGUAAUGUUGCCGCAGCCUCGGCUUCGUAGCGCCUUCACUGCUAUCGUUUUGGGCCUCCGCGCAAGGUUUCGUUGCUACUCCCGAGCCGCCAUGGCGAAGAGUAAGUUCGAAUACGUCCGGGCCUUCGAAGCGGACGAUAAGUGUUUGCCCAACUGCUGGAUCGUGGUUCGGUUGGACGGACGCUGCUUCCACCGCUUUGUUCAGCAACAUGAUUUUAAGAAACCUAAUGAUGAUCGUGCUCUUCAGUUGAUGAACAAGUGCGCCCAGACAGUGAUGCAAGAGCUGGAGAACAUUGUCAUUGCCUAUGGACAAAGUGAUGAAUACAGUUUUGUUUUCAAAAAGAAAACCAACUUGUUUAAGAGAAGGGCAAG